This is a messenger RNA of Cynara cardunculus var. scolymus (artichoke), 3274 nucleotides long. RefSeq lists its product as uncharacterized. Gene Ontology annotation, biological process: intracellular monoatomic cation homeostasis. Lineage: Eukaryota; Viridiplantae; Streptophyta; Magnoliopsida; Asterales; Asteraceae. Gene Ontology annotation, cellular component: mitochondrial inner membrane. The transcript has 18 exons. The coding region runs from base 58 to 2757 and encodes 899 amino acids. The record is from RefSeq and is a predicted model, not a curated record.
UAACUUUCCGACCACCGUCAAAGCACCGGUCUCCCUCCGGACUUCAAUACAAGACCAAUGGACGUUUCUCAAUUUCACGGUCUCCCCAAUGCCAGUUGCUCCCCUUCAAUUUCCCAAUGGAAAUCUCUGAAUCCAUGGGUUUCAUGUAAACAUUACCAGUCCUGUUUCUUCCACAAAGACGUAGUUGACCUGGGUUACUUACCGUUCAGUAGGGUUCAUUCAAGGAAGAGAUACCAGAUAAAUCUUUCUUUACUAGAGGAUGGAAGUCUAACUUCUAGCUCCAGAUUGGUUGAUCUUCAAUUCCUCUGUUUAUCCCAUCGUAAAUCAAGAAGAACGGGACACCUUCUUUCUUUUGCUUCUGUCGAUGACAGUAUAACAGUUAAUGGCAGUCCCCAAGCAAGUACUAGCGGUGAUAUUGAGGAAAUGCAGGUCGAACUAGACAAGUCGUUGCAAAAUGAAGAUUAUAACAGUGCACUUGUCCAAUCAUUGCAUGAUGCUGCAAGGGUAUUCGAAUUGGCCAUUAGAAGUCAGACCUCUGUGUCACAAUUACCAUGGUUCCCAACUGCUUGGCUUGGUAUAGACCAAAAUGCAUGGUUGAAGACCUUAUCUUAUCAGGCGUCAGUGCUUUCAUUGCUGCAAGCAGCAUGCAAGAUUUCAUCUCGUGGAAAUGGAAGAGACAGCGACAUGAAUGUUUUUGUUCGGCAGAGUAUGUCACGACUCUGUGCUACCUUGGAAAUUGUAAUAAGUGAAGCAUUAUCAGAGAAGCAACCAGAACUUUAUGAGUGGUUUUGGUCUGAGCAAGUCCCAAUGGCGUUGUCUGGUUUUGUUAAUCAUUUUGAAGAGGAUGAACGAUUUGCUGCUGUCACAGGAAUGAUCAAUAGAAGAACGUCAAGCGCAAUGGAUCCAGGCGAGAGUUUGUUGCCUGUUUUUGCUUUGAGUUGCAUUGCUGCAAUAACAAAACUUGGGCCACUGAAAAUUUCUUGCGCACAAUUUUACACUGCCCUUCCAGACAUAACUGGUAGACUGAUGGACAUGCUAGUUGAAUUAGUUCCUAUACGCAAAGCUUAUCAUUCCAUUAAGGAUAUGGGUCUACGUAGAGAAUUUCUAGUCCAUUUUGGACCUCGAGCUGCAGCAUGUAGAGUGAAAGAUGAUCAAGGCACCGAAGAAGUUUUAUUUUGGGUGAGUCUUGUGCAGAAGCAGCUACAGCAGGCUAUUGGUAGAGAAAGAAUAUGGUCAAGACUAAUAACAUCUGAAGGUAUUGAGGUUUUGGACAAGGAUUUGGCUAUCUUUGGAUUCUUCAUCGCAUUGGGAAGGAGCACUCAGAGAUUCCUAUGUGCAAAUAACUUUGAGGGAGUUCCUGAACCCUUUGAAGGAUUGAUCAGGUAUCUUAUUGGUGGCAGUGUGUUGCACUAUCCUCAGCUUUCAUCAAUAAGUUCUUUUCAACUGUAUGUAGAGGUUGUUUGUGAGGAACUGGACUGGCUUCCAUUUUAUCCAGGUGUUGAGAAUUUGAAGCUCUCACAUGGUCAUGGAAGUAAACAAGGUCCUCCAAACGAGGAAGCUAUCUCCUUUGCUUUAAAUGUUUGUUCCCACUGGAUUCGAAGUUUUAUCAAAUACAGCAAAUGGGUGGAGAACCCUUCUAAUGUUAAGUCUGCAAGAUUCCUUUCUAGAGGGCACAACAUAUUGACGAGGUCUAUGGAAGAAUUGGGCUUACCCAAGAAGCUGAUGAUUGAAAAUAGUGCUACAAAUAUGCUUGAGAUAGCUGGUUCUAGAAGUUAUGCUCCAUCAAGAGAAGAUCUGGAUUCUUUUGAUAAGGCACUUGAGAGUGUUGAUGAAGCUCUUUUAAGGCUGGAGGAAUUACUUCAAGAACGGCAUGUAUCAAGCUCCGAUCCUGGGAAGGAACAUCUAAAAGCUGCUUGUUCUGAUCUUGAGAAGAUAAGAAAACUUAAGAAAGAGGCUGAAUUUCUUGAGGCAUCUUUUAGAGUAAAGGCAGAUUCUCUUCAGCAGGGAAAUGAUGCUGGUCGUCCCGAGUCUUCUGUUAGCAACAAGAGGCAAUCAAAUAUAGAGAUGGACGGGUCCAGCAGAAAACCUGGUGGCUUAUGGAGCUUUUUGAUACGCCGUCCAAGCCCAAGCCCAACCCCAAACCUCCAGUCAGCAACUGUCUAUAGAAGCGACAAUACUCAUGUACCUGAAGCAAAUGAAAUCCAGCGAUUUGAACUAUUAAGAAAUGAGCUGAAAGAACUUGAAAGGCGAGUUGAAAGAAGUGCUAAACGUUCCAACAAUGAAGAGGAGGAGAUUAAUAUGGCAGGUGACCUGGUUAUGUACUCUGAUAAGGCCGAAGGGAUUCAAGUAAUUAAGGCGCAGGAGAAAGAGAAUACUAUCGGAAAGUAUUUGAAUAAGUUGAAAGAAACUACCACGGAUGUCUUACAAGGUACUCAACUUCUAGCAAUAGAUGCUGCAGCCGCCACGGGAUUGCUUAUAAGGGUCCUUACAGGGGAUGGAUUGAUGGAAAAAGAAAAGCAAGCUCUUCGAAGAACUUUAACUGACUUGGCAUCGGUCAUUCCGAUUGGCUUUCUCAUGCUUCUACCUGUUACUGCAGUUGGGCAUGCAGCAAUGUUGGCCGCUAUUAAAAAAUAUAUACCAUCCCUGAUACCGUCCACAUAUGGCCCAGAGCGGUUGGCUCUUCUAAGGCAACUUAAGAAGGUCAAGGAAAUGGGCACCACGGAGGUGAAUGCCACAGCGAAUGCUGAUGAAUCGUAGCCUGGAUGCAUGUCAUCAAAAAAGAAUCGUCUAACCAUCACGUCAACAAGACGGCUUUGUGAGGUAUCCUCAUUUUUCAUGUUGACCUGGUUAUGAAUCCGUUGAACAUAAAGCUGAGCAUAGAGAAGUUCAUUCGAGUGUCGGGUAAGCACCAAUGGCUAUAGACCUACGACAGUCUUGCAGCUGGUGUACCUGACUCAUGGUCCCUCGAAGAGUGACCGUUUUAUCCUCAUUGUUUUCAGAUACGAGAUGUUUAAGACUUUAACUGUACAGUUUGUCAUUUCCAUCUUUUUUACAAUGUCAUGAAGAAACCGAUUGUUGAGUGGUACGGUUUCCUGAUUCAUUUCUGUUACCUUACUGCUAUCAGAAUGCUCGGACGAUAUUCCAACCUCCACCACUGCAGAUAGCUUGUUUUCUUAAUGCCUAAAAGCUUUGAUCUUCUUUGUGCCAUAUAUAAUAUUUAUACAUGCCGUAAUUAUGCUUUGUGGGGGUUGUAUUAUGCUUUGAAGUGUUAUAC